CAACAGUCCAAGAGACGAGUCACUUGGUCGUGGGAUAACAUUAAAAAAAGAGUUACCGCGUUUAUUCGAAGUGUGGCGUUAGUCCAACACAACGCUGAGUGCUUAUCACCGACCGCGAUCGCAGUCCUCGGAAUCCGUGGGAAAAAAAGUCGCGUGCCCUCGUCUUCGCUCCAGUUUUUACGCGCCUGGUGAACAUUUGGAUGACAAAACGACGCUCGGCUCGUUUGCAGCAGGUGUUGAAGAACCCAGACGCGGUGCCACAAUACAACCACUGACCUACGCUGCUCUUCAAGAAAAAACUCCAAGUUGUCUGACAUAGCGAGUCAUAUCUGCAAAAAAACAUGCCGAGGUCCAACAGGCAACGAGAAUACAAACCAGGAGAUCUUGUAUUUGCUAAAAUGAAGGGCUACCCACAGUGGCCUGCGAGGAUUGACGAGUUACCCGAAGGAGCCGUGAAGUCCCCCUCCAACAAGUAUCAGGUGUUCUUUUUUGGGACACAUGAGACGGCAUUCCUAGGGGCCAAGGAUUUGUCCCCGUACGACGAAAAUAAGGAGAAAUUUGGGAAAGCGAACAAGAGGAAAGGCUUCACCGAGGGACUCUGGGAAAUUGAGAACAACCCCACAGUCACACAUGAAGGCUACGAGUCAUCGAAGAAGGAUAGCGCGUCAGAAGAAGCAGGGGACACUGCAAGUUUGGAGAAAGCAGACGCCGAGGGCAGCAGUGAUGAGGAUGAAGGCGCCCUCGUCAUCGACGAGAAGAACGAGAGGGCAGGAGCCAAACGGAAAGCGGAGGAGCCCACAGAGGCGUCACCCAAGCGGCCGAAGGAUACAGAGGCAGAAGCUGAUCCCAAAGUAGACCGCACCAAGGCUAAUGCUAAUGCUAAUGCCGAGGCCAAGCUCAACGAUGUGGCUGAACCCAAGGCAACGGCUCCCUCUUCACAGAGCGAGUCCAAAGCAGAGGCCCAGGAAAAGGCUCCAGCAGGAGGCCAGCUAAAGGCAGAUAAGCCUGUGACAGACAGCGCUUAACGGCAACUCAGAAGAAAACCAAGAACCUUUUACGCUUUUUUUUCUGGAAUUUAAGCACCAUGUUUACCAGUUGGAUGCCAGAUUUGAGCUGUUUAAUUAAUAGAAGAAUUAAAAAAAAACUAAGUGUUUGUAUUGAGAGACAAACAAAUCCUCAUUUGCUAUUUUUGGGAUAUCAUAUAUCCCUGUUUGCUAAUCUGAUUUCAAACAAUUGAACUGAGCAAUUUAAUGCUCAUUUAUAAAUGGGAUUUUGGUGUGUGUAUAUAUUUUUUAUUUCUAAGUGCAAUUACAUUAUUACAGAGACUGAAUGCUAGGUGUCAAAACAUUUGUUCAGUUUAGAGGGAAAGAACACUGAAAUAUAGAAAAUAAAAAAAGGAGACCAUUUAAACAUCCAUCAGCAGCAAACACUGAUGGUUUCAAAACGUAAAUAUUGUACAGGAAUAAGAACAAAUUCUCACCAGUGCUCUCAGCUUUAGUUCAUUAAAUAAAUGUAUUACUUCUGUAUCUGUUUCACCCAGUUCAUCGGCUUCAUCAUAUAUUCAGUCAUCGGAUAUAUAAUGAGUUGCACUUUCAGAAUUUGUUUUUUACCCUGCUACUGUCUAGUUCACUGUAUGAUGUUUUUAUGCAACGCAGGUUUUGUUGCUUCGUGUAGUGAAUGCUUGAUUUGCAGGUGACAAAAUUUACGUCAUUCAAUUCACCAGCUUAAAUAUUCAAAAUCCAUCUGAGAAGACCUGUUGCUGGAUUAACCGGCAAACUUUCAACUCAAAUCUCAAUUUAUCAAGGUAUUAUUACAAGUUAAUUUAUGCGCCUGUUGCAUUUAUUGGUUGUACCAAAUACGUUUCUUUUGCAUCUCUGACAUUGUCAGUGCCAACAAGUGAUAUGUAGAAUUUGUGAUUUUUGGAAAGAAUUCAAAUAAGAAAACAUAACUGAGUCAUCUGUAAAACAUCGUUUUCUGAACCUUUUGGUAUCCAAUCAUCUUAACUGGAAUAUGAGUCUGUUUUACUUGAAUGGUCUUAUUAUUUUGGCUGUGAAACAAAAUUUUGAUGUUCUAAGGAUGUGUUUUAUUUCAACAUUUGAUUAGAUAACUUGUUCAAAAUGUGGUGUUUUUUCUUUUUUCCCCACAAUUCGUUUCUUUUCUUUUAAGCUUCUAGUGAUUUUUUUUAAGCUUUUAGUGAUUCAUUUAUUUUUUUUUGUAAUGCUCAGCCUGCUCAACAUGUUACGUGGAUGUCAAUGUCACUGCCUUUUAUUUGUUUUGGAGUCCACAGGUGACCAAACCAUAAACUGAAGGGAAGUCUCAACCUUUACCUCGCCUCAAAUCCGUUGUGCUUAAAAUGGCUUACACCCACCUCAAAAAUACCACUGAUUUCAAACAAUAAGAUGGUAAAAGUGGGCCCCCUCCUGUCACAUGUAAAUUCCAGGGGUAGGAUUUAGCAUUACAGUGUAAUUCUUGGUUGUUUUAUAAUUUAUGUCCAUAACUGUCAUUCAUCUUAAUCUACUGCUUAGUUUGCUGUUGUAGUUGCAAGUCCAUUUAAUAAACAUGUUGAUUACAAAAAAAGGUU
Pungitius pungitius (ninespine stickleback) is the source of this 2581-nucleotide messenger RNA. RefSeq names its product hepatoma-derived growth factor-like. The transcript is spliced from 6 exons. Bases 342 to 1025 code for a protein of 227 amino acids. The record is from RefSeq and is a predicted model, not a curated record. NCBI's taxonomy places the organism in Eukaryota, Metazoa, Chordata, Actinopteri, Perciformes, Gasterosteidae.